CAUAUGCAGUCGUUGGGACAAAAUUCCCUUUGUGCGAGACACAACAACGCCACUUCCAACAUACGGGGGUUAUUUAUAUCAGGUCCUUUGAGUGUGGUUCAUACAGACUUGCCCCAAGGCCUUGUAUGCCAUCUAUGUUUUGUUACCAGGGCGGGGGGUCACAACAGCUCGCAGCUCCGGACCCAUCUCGGCGUCGGGCCUGCUAAUUAAGACAGACGUAUUCAUGCCCAGCAGCUGAUAAAAACGAAAAGAUGUGCUCGGGGUUGCACCCUGUUCAAAGCGCCUGGGCUACACAUGCGUCAUUUGGAAGAGAAGUGCGCAGGGAAUAUGUCCAAUGGCUCCUCAGUACGCACCAAGUCUGCGCUCCCGUCUGGCACCUUUGCUGCUUUUUGUGCAGAUAGGGUUCAUAUUCAUAUAUGCCUUUUACAUUGAGAUUGAAAGCCAUGUAAAAGAAGAUGGGAUUUCCUUCAGCAAUUUUUACGCAGAGUUCCAGGAUGUGAAUGUGAUGGUGAUUCUAGGUUUUGGCUUCUUAUGCACUUUUCCAGUGCGGUAUGGUUUCAGUGGCUUGGGGUUCAACCUCCUUGUAGCUGUCAUGGCCACCCAAUGGGCAAUCAUACUCAAUGGAAUUGAGUCCUGGUAUUACAGAGGAAUGAUCAGGAUAAAUUUGAGAAGCUUGGUGGUUGCUGAGAUGUGCUCAGCCUCUGCCCUCAUUUCAAUUGGAGCCGUGCUGGGGAAGACCAACCCUGUCCACCUCGUCCUCAUCGCCCUGCUGGAGGUGUCAGGGUUUGUCCUGAAUGAAUGGCUCCUCCAGGCUCUGCUAAAGGUCCAGCCUCUAAAGAGCAUCAUGCUGCUUCACAUCUUUGGGGCCUUCUUUGGACUCACGCUGACCUGGAUCCUGUAUCGGAAAGGAUCCGAGCAGCAAUUUGAAAAAGAGAAAUUUGACCGCAAAACCGGAUUAUUUUCCAUGUUGGGUACUAUGUUUAUGUGGAUGUUUUGGCCUGGUUUCAAUUCAGUCCUUGUGGACAAUCAUAGACCUGGGAGGAAGCUGGGGGCUGUGUUCAGCACCUACCUGGCCCUGGCUGUCAGUGCUGUAACAGCAGCUGCUGUGUCGGUGCUCUGCAGCCCCAAGGGAAAACUCAACCCGAUCCAUAUGCAGUCAAGCAUCCUUGCUGGUGGCGUUGCUGUUGGGGUUUCCAUGUCAGUGGUUCAUCAGCCAUGGGAAGCCAUGGCGAUUGGAUUCACCGCUGCUCUUGUAUCAACAAUUGGAUUCCGAUAUCUCAAGAUCCACAUGCUGCUUGCAUUCAACUGCCAUGACACCUGCGCUGUCCUGAGCACACAUGGACUCGCAGGUCUACUGGGAUGGCUAGCACAUCUCCUCCUACAGAUUAAAGACUGUGAUGAUCACACAACGGCAAUCCGGUUUGCCGUAUUUCACAUUUGCACUCUCUUCAUCACCAUCAGUCUAAGUCUGUCCAUGGGAAUCAUUACAGGGCUACUACUUAAGUGGAACUUUUGGAGGCCACCCCAGGACAAGAAAUGUUUUGAUGAUCAAGCUUUCUGGGAGGUAGGCAAUCAAGACCUUAUUUUAUUACAGUUAUGGAUUUGAUAUUAUUUUGGGUUGUGCUAUACCUUAAAAAAAACAAAACAAUGUUAAUUCAUAAAACAGAACUGGACAAAAUGUUUUCAUCUUUUGCAGUUUCCCCAGCUUGCCGUGCGCAAGUAAGACGGAGAAAGAAGUAGAUCAAGUCUGAUCCUGGAAGUACAAACUAUUUUUGGUGUUCAUUCAUAUCCAUGUAUAUAACUUGAUUAAAAGUUUUUAGAUUUUAUACGUG
Messenger RNA from Perca flavescens (yellow perch), 1832 nucleotides. It is a transcript of the gene rhd, whose product is annotated as Rh blood group, D antigen. The record is from RefSeq and is a predicted model, not a curated record. Gene Ontology annotation, cellular component: plasma membrane. The transcript is spliced from 10 exons. Gene Ontology annotation, molecular function: ammonium channel activity. Gene Ontology annotation, biological process: ammonium homeostasis; ammonium transmembrane transport. NCBI's taxonomy places the organism in Eukaryota, Metazoa, Chordata, Actinopteri, Perciformes, Percidae. Bases 335 to 1606 code for a protein of 423 amino acids.